AUGGUGAGCGACUCGCCCGCUCAGCCAGCGCAGCUGCCCAAAUCCGACUCGCCAGCGCCCUCCUCGUCCCGGUCCGCCUCGUUCAUCUCGGCAGACUUGAAUGUGCGGCUCUCGGGGCGGAUCGUGGGCGAUGGCGAGGCAGGACGGAUAGAGGGCCUGCAGGUCGAGCUGGAUCAGGGCGGCAUCACCGUCAGAUACCCUCAGCUACUCAGUGUGCAGACGAAACCCGAGUUGCAGACGCUCUCGUCCACCAACACCGGCGAACGCCUCUUGACCCUCCCGACGCCGUUCAUCACCGCCUCGUCCGGCUCGUCCGACUCGAACGAGUACGAUGAUGCGUUCGAGGACGACAGUGGCAGUUCGACGCCGAAGAAGACGGUUGUGACGCUGCACGAGGGGUUCCUCCCGGCUUCGGAAACCGAACAGAUCGAACAGUCGCCCCUCUUCUCGUCGACCUUCAAGAUCCUCGUCGACAGCCCGUCCUUCCCCGCUCCGCACUUUGAUCCGGCGUCCCUUGCUCCGCUGACUCCCUCCGUCAAACCACUCGACCCAACUUCCGCCUCGUCCGCAGCCGCGUACGGCGGGAUCCUCAACUCGCCAACGCUGCAACGGGCACUCCUCUCGCCCCUCUUGUCCCCUCAGCGCCGCGCAGCAAGUCAGGGUAGCGACUUGUCUGUCCCGCCUCUCUCGCUCGGGUUGAGCCGGACGAGCAGGGCGUCCUUCUCUGGCGCCGGCGAGCGUCCGCGAGUGCAGGGCGGCGCUCAGCCCUCGCUCGUCUCGCUCAUUCCGUCACUGGCACCUCCCGCAUCAGGACCCUCAACCGCCUCUUCCUCCUCGACCGACCCACCGCACUCUUCCUCAGUCCCUCACGGCCCCUCGCUCGCCACAACCCUCACCCACGCGCUCUCUUCGUCCGCGAAAAAGACAGCAGAAGAGAUCCUCUCCCUCCGACGCACGCACGACGCCUACCAACGUCGGGCGAAAGCCGAGUUGGAGAUCUUGGAGCAACGAAUCGAGAUUGCGAGGCAGAAUGGAGCGGGAGAGGGAGCGGAGGGAGUCGUGAGGGGGUUCAAGACGAGGGAGGAGAGGGAGAAGAGUGUCAGUGCGAGUCGGAGUCGCGAACGGGAUGAGAAGGACAAGAAGGAAGAGGGGAAGAAGGCUGGGAGUGGCAGCAGGAGUAGGACGAGGGGGACGAGUGGCGAGAGGAGGGGCGAGAGUACGGCCUAUCCCAAGUCGGCGUACAUGGACGAGGAGAUGUCUUCCCGUAUUCGGGAGCAGGACGAGCGUGAAGAGGAAGAGCGCGGGAGGUCCAGGUCGCGCAGUCGCGGUGGAUCAGGCGGGAACGGUCGACAGGCGUCAGCGCGCGGUUCGUCCGAGCAGUACACUCAGUCGGCCAAUGCCCAGCGCAGCAGGAGCAGAACCAAGGCGGUUGCAGAAGCGACGGCUAAGGCGGUCGAGGGAGCUCAGCAGCGCGGGCAGAGUGGGAGUCGCGAGCGGGCGGGUCAGUCGGCUGGCGCUGCUACCGACGAGCGAGGACGCGGACGUGGUUCGAACCGCGCGGAGAACCUGCCUGCGACGCUCGAGGAAGAAGGCGAAGACGAAGCCGACCGCGGCCGGUCCUCCACCUCGACCCGCUCCGCCUCUGCACCGCGCGACUCGACCACCGACACGCAGAACAACCUCCUCUCGCCCUCUUCCGCCGCACAAGCAGUCCGAGGCCCCUCGAGUUCGGGUGCGACGCCGACGUUCAUUCCGAGCAGUCAUGCGCUGGUUGCGAUCCCCGAGAGCGAGGAGUUGUCGCUGCCGCCGAGCGAGGCGGGUGAUGAGACAGAGGAGGGGGACGGCGAUUCGAAGAAGCAGGACGGCGAGGACAAGGAGGAGGAAGAAUCCGACCCGCCUUUCGAGAUGGACGAAGACGUCGACGUCGAGGAGCUCGACAUCGGCUCGUCUCGCCAGCCCGCGCCGCUCGAGAGCCCCAGCCUCGAAAUCGCCAACGGCGACACUCCUCCUCCGCAAUCCGUCGCCGGCCAGUCGCGUUCACGCCAACCGCCAUCUUCGACUCAGCCCUCGUCGUCUUUCCGCCCGGGCUCGUUCCAGCGCGCCUCGGCUCUCUCGGCGUCUUACAACGCCUUGCUCGCUUCACCCCGCGCUUUGGCAGCUACCAAAUCCCCUCUCUCGCCUCCCACCGUCCAACCUAUCUCUCCCUCCGUCGCGGCCAUCCGUUCCUACGGCUCCACCACCCGCUCCUCAUCCGACUUCAGCCCCUCACGCACCGCCGCAGCCCUAAACUCACUCGACACCCUCCCGCCCUUCUCGCCUCCCGAAGCGCACGCACAUCUGACCUCCUCAGCGCGGGACGACGCCGAGAACGCUCUCGCAGCUGCGACGUUCGAGCAUGCGACGCUUUCCCGCGGGCGGAGGGGGGCAGAAGGAGCGGGACCGGAUCCGAGGGAGGUUAGGCGCGGGGAACAGAAGAUUAGGGAUGUGCUUGCUAUGGAUGUGCCGAGUCAUCGGCCGAGGAACUCGAAGAGGGAGAGGGAGGGGAGGGUUGGGCUUGAGGCUGUCAAGGGGAGGGCGGCGCUCGAGUCGGAUGAGGAGGAGGAGGGGGACGAGGAGGCGGUCGAAGAUGGCGACGACGAGCGCAUGACCCGCUCGACUGCUGCGUUGGGCGUCACGGCUCCAAGCGGCCAGAUCGACCCCGCCACAAACGCUUUCGUCGGUUCGCUCCCCAUCGCCCUCGGCCGUCCUUCGACCAUCAACGCCGCGCUCUCGUCGUGGCGACCGGACCCUGAGCGCUUGUGGGCUCAACAGCGCCGCGAGCGGAAGACGAGCAUCUCGAGUCGCGGCGAGGCGGGGUGGGUCCCGCCGCUCAAGACGGGCUUUGGAGCGCCGAUGCCGACUCAGGGCGGGAGGGCUGCGGCCGUCCUCCCUCACCAGCAGCAGCACCAACAGGCGUCGUCGUCGUCGUCGACGCAGCCGCUCGAGAUUGGGAGCCCGUCGACGCCGAGACCGGUUGCGGGCGGGUCGAGUCUCGCGCAGAGUUUGCGGCAUGCGUCGUUCAGCCAUCGCGCUGCUCUCGACGAGCGUGGGACGAACGGAGGGGCCAGCGGGGAGGGAGUCGAGGAUGCGGACGGAGGAGAGGACGAGGACGACGAGGACGACGGCGAGUUUGUGCCGCCUCACCUCGUCGCGGAUCGCAAGGGCCGGCGGAGUGACGAGGCGAUGCUGAGCCGGAGUGUGUCGAGCUGA
Molecule: messenger RNA, 3249 nt
Organism: Rhodotorula toruloides NP11
Lineage: Eukaryota; Fungi; Basidiomycota; Microbotryomycetes; Sporidiobolales; Sporidiobolaceae
Exons: 3
Coding region: 1-3249 (1082 amino acids)
Source: RefSeq, a predicted model, not a curated record